AUGAGCUGCGAGACCCUGGCAGCCCUGCCUGCAGGGAGAGCCGAGGGCCGUGGCGACUGGGGCAGCCUGCUGGAGCCACCUGAGUCUCCGUCCUCUCGGGAGCACUGGGCUCCCCAAGGGACAUUCCGCGAUGAGCUGGAGUGGUGUAUUUUGCAGCUGGAAACAGGCCUCCUGCGUCUCGGUCCAACCCCAGAACAAGCGUGUGGGACCCGCUGUGAUGUGUUUGUUCUCUUUGUGUCGGUCGGCUUGUGGAACGCAGCAGAGGAGACGCAGCGCGUCCUCAGGAUCCUGCGCUCCCGCAAGGCUCCCUUUGUGAAGAAGCGGCAGGUGAUGAGCCACGUGUUCGGGGAUUACCGACUGAAGAUGGCCGAGGAGCGGAAGAGGGUGGAGAAGGCAGCCAUGAAACCUGGGAAAGCGCAGAUACAGCAAGGGAAUGCGCAGGCUUCAGGGAGCGUGGUGUAUCGGAAGCGAUCUGGACAGACCUCUGAAUCAAUAAUUAACUGGUUUGCGCCAUCUGAUAACAGCUUCCAGUUCAACUUUGCACUUUCUGAGAGGGAUCCACAAGCAACCGACGCAACUUUGGAAGAGAGCCAGGGGACCCUGCUAAGCCUGAGGCCAUGGGCAGUGUGGGUGGAGGAUACCCAAAAACCAGAGCUUGCCCCUGUCGAUGAGGUGGGAGCAGGGAAGGCAGCAGCAGCUGGAGCACCCAAGAAGAAGAAGAAGAAGAAGAAGAAGCCGUCCAAUAGUAAGAAGGAGAUGGCAGAAGCUGAGGUCAACAGGAAGGUGAAGGUGGGGGCCAGUGGUUGUGAAGACACGGACAAGACCUCGCAGCAGUCAGAUGAACAGCUGUGGAGAGAAGUGGACUGGUGUGUGGAACAGCUGGAGCUUGGCCUGAGGACACACAAAUCUACUCCAAAGCAGGCUGAAGAAGCUUACCGUGCCAUCAAGACCCUGCGCAGUGACAAGGCCGUGCUGGCGAAGAAGCGCCAGGUCAUGCGAGCCAUGUUCGGAGACUACAGGAAGAAGAUGGAGGAGGAGAGGCAGAAGCAGCUGAAGCUCAUGCAGGCAGCUGCCAAGUCUGCUGAGGUCACGGAGGUGCGGGAGAACGCCCGCAGAAGGAGCAGCCACAUCUUCAGGAGGCGUUCAGAGGCUUCCCGGAAAAGCCCAAGCGCUGCUGGAUCCCCUUCUCACCCUCCCAGCCGUGCAGAGCCCUCCCAGGCCUCUGGCACAAGCUCGUUCGUAUUCCCCGCUUGCCAAGAGGAAUUCCGCUUUAACUUCUUUUAGGAAAGCCCCUGAGCGUCUCUUGUCUUUGCUUGGUUCCCAACGCCUGUAUGUCUGAAGGGGUGAAAGGGAGUGAGCGGGGAAAAGGGUCGUGCGGUGGGAAGCGUGCACAGGUUCACGGUGGAAAGCUUGCCUUACAUCAAGUGUACGGAACAGCUCAGUCUGUGGCUGGCCUCAGCCCCCUGAAGGAAGUGCCUUUGCCAGUGAUCGGGCUGGAAAGAGGUGGACUUGCGUUUCUUUUAUCUUCAUGGCCAUUUCAUGGGAUAAUCUUUUGGUGAAAGGGAGAUUUUGUCCCCGCCUUUGUUUCUAAUACCGCAAAUCAGUUCUGGUGGGAAGGAGGAGACAGGUACAGUCAGAAGCAUGUUAACAAGAGGAUCCAGGUUUCUGGGCGUGAAUGAAGGAGGCAGCAGGAAGAAGCACUGGUGCAUUACACAAUGGAAUGGUUGUUUUCUGUGUUCGGCGUGAAUGGAUCAUGUGGCUCGAGGGUUCACAGAUGCUGGUCAGUGUUGGUGUCACAUCCCCUGCAGCAUUGCUCCGAGUGGGGGACCCACAGACCAUGGGCCGCUUGGAGUGUAGCCUGAGAAGAGAACCCUUCAGAUGAACCUAAGCCAGCCCAGUGCUCAUGGGGCAGCACCUGGCACCACCAGAGAAGACAGGAGUUGAGUUUGGUUCGUUGCUCUCCGGGCCAGAUGGGGAGUGGGAGCUCUGUGCAGGAAGCACAGUCACUCUUGGAAAAAGAAGCUUUCCUCUUGAGCAGCCAGUGACUGGCCGUGCCUGGCUCUCUCUCCCCAGAAGCGAGUCUGCUCCGUGGCGGGGCUUGGGUGGGUGUGAGAGAACAUGGAAGAGCCCAGCAGAGACCGACUGAAAUAAAAAUCUUCGGGCGAUCACAGUUCAUCGAGCUGUUAAUGAUAAAAUACCAUUUCCUGAGCGUUCUGGAUGUUUUCGACGUGCACCUACCAGACAUGGAUGCCAAGUACAGCGCAGUAGCUUGCGCUAUAAUAAAUGAAAGCCGUGGUAUUUGUGAUCCCCCCGCCCCAGCAUGUGUCCAAGCUAAUGACAAAUUCUCCUCCAUGGCGAUCCCGCUGUUGGUUUUCAUCAUAGGAGUCAGAUGCCACCAGCAGAGAGGUCCCUAGGGGGGCUCAGGACCCGGGCCAGCCUCCUCUCCCUGCUGCAGGCCCCACUCACCCCGGCCACACCCUGCUCUGCACCCACCAGAAGCCACCCAAGGAAGUUGCUGGUACCCGGGGGCGGGCCUCUGCCGCUGUGUUGAGUCGGCGCCCGGCGGCAGUGCCGGCGUGCUCUUCCAGCUGAGGGAGCAGGGCUGGAAACAAAGCAGUUGAGUUGGGUUUGCCGGUCGUUGAGCUGAGGAGAGUUGUGUGGCAAAGGCAGCUGAGGCCUGAGCUCAGCCCGCCCCUCCAGGCUUGGCACUUUCCUCUGUAAUGAGAUCCCAGCAAGGGGUCUGGCACGCAGUCCCAUUCCAGUCAGGUCCCCGAGAGCUUUCCCUGCUCCCUGAUUGGUCCAGUGCUGACAGCUCCUUUUCUCAGUGCCAUUUUGGGCGUGAGACCCAAUGCUAAGAGCUGAUUGGCCAGGCAGUCCCUCUGCUUCUUCCCGGAUUGGUUGAAGGAGGGAACUGCGGUGCAUGAAGUGAUCAGGUAGGCCAGCAGAGCAUCUCCCUGCUUAGACAUUGAAGAACACUCAGCAGAGGAUCUUGGGCUCCCUGCAAAGCUGGGUGCAGCUGGGAUUAUCUGGAGUUCCAGCCACCACCUCCGUCAUCCCAGGGCCAGCGGAGAGAGAAGCCACCUGAAGUCACACCCCCGCGCCCCGGAUCUUUAUCUAAAGUAACAGUUUGCGUAGCAUUCACUACGCUUAUUUCAUCUUUUUUUUUAAAUAGCAGUCAAGAGAGGAGAAGAACCUGCACUUACCAACCACUGAGGGAUAAAAUAUUUUGUAUCUUCAAUGAAAAAUGAACCCUGAAUUAUUUUUAAUCAAACAAAAAAAGCCUUGAUGUUUAAUUAAAACAAGAGCAAAGGAAAUAAUACUUGAUUGAGACAUAAUCAAAGAAAAGACUUAAUAUUCAGACACUAAGGAAGAAUUGGACUUGGGCUACUUGAUUUCACAUAGAAACUCUGGCUGCAAAGUUCCUGCCCUAGGAUUCUUUGAGAGACUCUUCCCCUGAAGGUAUUCCCACCUGUAAGAGGCUUCAGCCAAUAAAAACCAAUAAAAAAUAAAAAAAUGGAUGUUUCAGGACUCUAAAGAGCUGUUUCAAGACAUGAGCUUGUAACUUUCCACUGAAACUGUUUUAUUCAAGGGGUAGAAGAAAUUUUAUUUUUCUCUCUUGAAGAAAGUAUCUGUUUUAUUGUCUGUUUACUGCUUAUGCUAUUUUCUUUCUUGGUAUUUUCCAUCUGAAGGAAGCUUUUUAAGCUAAGUUACUUUACAUUUCUGUUUGUUUUUGAAUUUUUUUUCUAGGUAAAUUAGCAGGGUGCUUUAAUUAUUGGAUCAUCUUCUUAAUAGAACUUUCCCUUGGACAGUGAAAACAGUGAGUCUUUUGCAUUGAACCCUUGUGGUGGUUGGCAUCUCACUCUUUCUCCCUAAGGUCUAGCUAAGGCACCUGUCUUCUAGUAUCUAAGUGCCGAGAUGGAAGAAGUGUGGGUUGUCUACUUGUGCCUCUUCUUGCUUAUCUUGGUGCUUAUUUUAAUGAGGCGUGACCCCGAUUUGGAGGCGGCAAAGAAAGUUACAGAAACACCAAGCACCCCGGCACCAGCUACCUAUUAUUCCAGUGGCCCCGGCAAACAUCUGGAAUACACGGAAGAAGAGAUGGAGAAAUCCCUGGAGAAACUAACCAGCAUCUUGUAUGACAGAGAUGCUAGAAAAAGGGAAACCCACCAUGAGCCGAAAACAGCAAAGGCAGAAGCCCAUCACCAUCACAAAGCACCUGACGCAGCUUGUGAAAUGGGCCAGGGGCCGGGACAUUCCACGCAUCCAUCUAGCCAGCACAGGGGUCAGGUAAUGGAGUGAGGCCACCCAAGAAUGUCCGUGUCAGCACUCGGUUUAUAUAUUUCCAAUAGGACUCAAUAGGAGUGGUGGGUUGGAGGGGACAUGCACACACACUCCCUUAUGCUAUUUUCAACAAGCUCCAACAGCUGUCCCUGUGCUCCAUGCAGUGAGUAUUGCCCAUAGAUGUUUCCCAUGUGUCUGUGUAUGACGCUGGUAAAUCCACUUUAGUCUGGAAUGUGCUAAGCAAUAGAAGUAACUAGGAUUUUUUUUAUUAUUAUUAUUGUAAGAAACAAUGGAGCAGAUCCUCACCUGGUACAAGUCUGCAAAACUCCUUAGACUUCAAUGUGUUCGUGUCCAUUUAAACCAGCAGAGGAUCUGGCCCAGCAUAUAUAGAUGCUCUGCUGACACCCAUGCUUGCCUGGUGCAGGUAUCAUGUCCAUUAUAUCCUGGCCCUUCUGUGCAGUGAUCAUACCUAUUGCUUUGGAGUGGCUCCUAACGUGUAAAAAUAUGAAAGAUGCUGUUGUAUAAAAUGCACCUUGCUGUAGGCGAGUAAUUAUUGGAAGGCAUUGGGAACAAAUCCUUUACCUUUAUACAUUAUAAAUCAUUGUUCUCAUCA
This is a messenger RNA of Pelodiscus sinensis (Chinese soft-shelled turtle), 4891 nucleotides long. The record is from RefSeq and is a predicted model, not a curated record. Lineage: Eukaryota; Metazoa; Chordata; Testudines; Trionychidae.